Mycetomoellerius zeteki is the source of this 1007-nucleotide messenger RNA. RefSeq lists its product as uncharacterized. The transcript is spliced from 4 exons. The coding region runs from base 80 to 964 and encodes 294 amino acids. The record is from RefSeq and is a predicted model, not a curated record. Lineage: Eukaryota; Metazoa; Arthropoda; Insecta; Hymenoptera; Formicidae.
AGAAAAUUUAAACGAUACAAAUAAUAAGUUAUUGCAACAAAGUGUGCAAUUGUCUAUCAUUAUUUUACAGCAUCGAAAAAUGUUUGAAAUUCAAGAUAUGAUCAUCAACUUGUGGUUUAUAACGUUGAAGCAUCCUUAUAAGAAUUUGAUCGAACACUUAUUAACAUCUACUGGAUUGAAAGAGUUUUACGAAUUCUUAAGACUGUUGCAUGAUCAAACGAUCAAUAGCUUGUCACAAAAAGAUGAAGCAGUAUGGACAAAUAUAUUUGUCAUUUGGAGCAAUAUAAUUAAAAUAGAUAUGAAUGUCAAACGUAAUAAAGUGCGUUUGAGUGCGAUCAACAAUCUGUUAGAAACUAUAUUAACAUUAGAUGUACCACACAGAUAUUGGUCAGGGCUAUUGCAUUUAUCUCACGAUAUAAUCAGUACUAAACAUUUACUUAUUCCUGACAUUACGGUCGAUCUUAUUAUACUGAUCAGUUUAAAGUCAUUUGACGAAGCGAAUGUAUCAUCGUGCGAACACGUACUUGCUGUAUGCAGAGCAUUGAUGAAAGUCAAAACUGAUUUGAUAACAGACAGAUUACCUAAUUUAUUAUUAUUAUACAGACGCACGAUAAACGUCGUUGUUCAUUCAUCGAGAAACGUAGCCGAUAAAUUCAACGAGCAUCGAUUUAGAUGUUAUGCGCUCGAUAUCACAAAAUUGACAAACAUGCUAGUAAAAUUGAAAAAAGCUAUGGUCCGAUUAAGUCCUUAUAUUAUCGCUGAUCUCUUGCAAUUAAUUGUGGAAAGCACUAUACCAUCUUAUGUUAAGAUAGCUUUGCACGAAUCUUUGUGUCAAUUAAUUAGCAUCUGUGAUCAGCAUGGACUCACUUUUUUAUCUCGUACAUUACCAACAUCAUUACAGGAAGUUUUCAAAGUACAGUUAAAUACAUUCAAAAAGUUUUAUAAAUAUUCUGGUAAGAUUUAAGUAUCUCUCUUAAUUGAGUUUAAGAAGCCUAUCUAAUUUCUUU